AUGAGAGCAAUUGAACACCCUGCAGAGGAGGAGCCCGUUGUUAAGAAAGCGAGAAUUGUUGAUAACGUGGAAAACGUUCCAAUUCCAAUGUUGUCACAAUUACAAAACGUUGAGGUUGUCAAAGAGACUCGCGUUGCAUCAACUGAUGAUGGAAGCGAGAAUGGCCAAGUCUGUGAAACUGCCGUUGAAGAAGAGAAAGUUACUUCCGUUGAACAAGUUGAAUCUAACAAUGAGAGGAAGAUAGAGGAAGUGUCUGCACUUAGCUGGGCAGAGAGAGAAGAUAUUGGCCCAAAAGAAAAUCAGGAGUUAGAGAUUGAAGAGAAAGAAGUCGUUGUUGUCUCAGACGAGGCUAACACAGACAAGCUUCCAGUUUUAGAGAUGGGAAAGAAUAAUGAAGCUUCUGUUACAUCGGCUGUUACAAGCAGAUAUGAAAUUCCAGCGAUGCAUUUGUGUGUUGCUUCUGGUGGAAUCAAUGAAGUGAGCCGGUCAAAUCCAUCGGUACCAAGGAAAAAGCUUCUUGUUCUUGAUCUGAAUGGGUUGCUUGCAGAUAUAGGUCCGAUUGAGGCAGAUCGUAAGGCAGACAUUAAUAUUGGAAGAAGGGCAAUUUAUAAGAGACCUUUCUGUGAAGAUUUUCUGAAAUUCUGCUUUGACAAGUUUGAAGUUGGCAUAUGGUCCUCCAGAAAGCGGAACAAUGUGGAUAGAAUCACUGAGUUCUUGCUUGGCGAUAUGAAGAGUAAACUGUUGUUUUGCUGGGACAUGUCUUAUUGUGCUACGACGACUGUUGGUUCCCUUGAAAACAAGUUCAAAUUUGUGGUGUUCAAGGAACUAAACCAGCUCUGGGAGAAACACGACCCAAGACUUCCGUGGAAAAAGUUUGAUUACAACGAAACCAACACGGUUUUAUUGGACGAUUCUCCUUACAAGGCUUUGCUCAACCCACCAUAUACAGCUAUAUUCCCACACUCAUACAGUUACAAGAACAACUCGGACACGUCCUUAGGUGAUGGUGGUGAUUUGAGACUUCAUCUAGAGAAGUUAGUAGAAGCUGAAAACGUUCAAGAUUUCAUCAAGAAGAACCCUUUCGGGCAAGAAGCUAUUACGGAAGCAAGUGAAUCUUGGGAGUUUUAUAGACAGGCCAUUGUUAUGCAUACAUACGCAUAUAGAAACCUCAUA
This is a messenger RNA of Thlaspi arvense, 1173 nucleotides long. The record is from the annotation of a GenBank genome assembly. NCBI's taxonomy places the organism in Eukaryota, Viridiplantae, Streptophyta, Magnoliopsida, Brassicales, Brassicaceae.